AUGUCCGUUCCGGAAUACAAGGCCAGCGACAGUGUCGACUUGGCCCAGGUCACGGACUUCAGUAAACUCGCCAAAAAGUCCGUCAUCGUUACUGGAGGCGCCAGCGGUCUCGGAAAGAGCUAUGCAACUGCAUUUGUACAUGCUGGGGCCUUCGUCACCGUGGCAGAUUACGAUGUAAAGGGUGGAGAACAAGCCGUCUCCGAGCUUGGCAGUAACGCGCAAUUCGUCAAGUGCGAUGUUCGUAGCUGGGAGGACCAAGUGGCAGUGUUCGAAUCGGCAGUCAGCAACUCCCCCAGUAAGGGUGUCGAUAUUGUCAUCGCCAAUGCUGGUAUGAAUCAAGAGGACGACCUGUUCACUCUUCAAGACCCAUCCCAGCCCCCCGUCAAGCCCGACUUGAAGGUUCUCGAUGUCAACCUCAUCGGCCCAAUAUACACGGCCAAGCUGGCCAUUCAUUACUUCCGUCGCCAGCCCGACGAUGAUGAACACGACCGCUGCCUCAUCCUGAAAUCAAGCAUGGCCGGCUACAUUGACAUGCCCCCAUACCCGCAGUACAACGUGUCCAAGUUUGGCGUCCGAGGGUUGAUGAGGACUCUUCGUCACGGAACCUGGAGGGAGGGCAUCAGGGUGAACGUGGUAGCACCAUGGUAUGUCGUCACUCCCAUCAUCUCCGACCUUGCCGUUCGGUUUCUCGAAUCAAAGGGCGUGAAAUUUGCUACAAAGGAAGACUGUGCCUCUGCCAUGCUGAGCAUCGCCUCAAUGAGGGACCUCAACGGUAAGUCUGAUAUAUAUAUAUAUAUCAAUCUGUGCCGAAUCAAGAUCCAUCAAAGCCUGACCAGUAACAAUAUAGGGAAAUCUUUUGCCAUCGUGCCGCGCGCCCUGUUUGGGACGGGAAUCAUAGACUUGGGCCUCGACGAUUACAGCGACAAAGACGUCCUGAAGGAGCUCCACGAUCUGAUUCGCAUAGUAUCUCCAACAGCUAUGAAGGAGGGGUAG
Messenger RNA from Geosmithia morbida, 993 nucleotides. Its product is annotated as NAD(P)-dependent dehydrogenase, short-chain alcohol dehydrogenase family. The transcript has 6 exons. Gene Ontology annotation, molecular function: oxidoreductase activity. The record is from RefSeq and is a predicted model, not a curated record. The coding region runs from base 1 to 993 and encodes 330 amino acids. Lineage: Eukaryota; Fungi; Ascomycota; Sordariomycetes; Hypocreales; Bionectriaceae.